Oncorhynchus keta (chum salmon) is the source of this 11784-nucleotide messenger RNA. It is a transcript of the gene ptprq, whose product is annotated as protein tyrosine phosphatase receptor type Q. Gene Ontology annotation, molecular function: protein binding; protein tyrosine phosphatase activity. Gene Ontology annotation, biological process: protein dephosphorylation. NCBI's taxonomy places the organism in Eukaryota, Metazoa, Chordata, Actinopteri, Salmoniformes, Salmonidae. The record is from RefSeq and is a predicted model, not a curated record. The transcript is spliced from 58 exons. The coding region runs from base 256 to 10566 and encodes 3436 amino acids.
CAAAGAAAGUUGCUGAGGGGCGCUAAAUUCAAAGUUGUGUUGCAUCACUGGGAAGGACUACUCGGGUGUAGUUCAGCUGUGAUACACUCCUCUUAUACAGAGCUCUGACAACCUCAGACCUUACUGGAACCUCUGGUCGUGUAGUUUCUUCGCUCUUUGGUGAUGGGAUAUACAAACAUCCAUGAGUUUCUGAUUCCAAAGCAACAUUGAUAUUGGGUGUAUGUUGUGGUACCAUCUAUAGAUGAUUGUGUGCUGAUGAGAUUACCAGGCUUCCCCAUGAAUGGAACCGUGCAUAUGUGGCUGCUGGCAGGGUUCAUUCAGGUGGUCAGUCUCUUGUGUGUGCAGUGGUCAGAUCCUGCGGUCGUGGUUGUUGAGGUUGUGUUUGGCCACUUCCCCACCAGUCAGGAUCCAGACUGGUACACCGUCUCCUACCAGAAUGCACACAACCUCACGGUGUGGCUGGAUUCGAUUGGCCGCUCUGAGUGUUCUCCUGACUGCAGGCUGUUUCUGCAAUUGGCUAAGGAGCCAGGAGGAAGUGACAUCACGCUGAAUGCUAUAAAAAACAAUACCACACUAAAGACUAAGACCUUUCAUAUCGCUCCUGUCCUCCUCUCCUCUCUCCGUGUCGAGGUGACCACCACCAGCACUCUCCUGACCUGCAGCCUACAGAACAGACAGAGCCUCACUGCUCUCAGUCUACACAACAUGCACAUCGAACACACACACACUGAAUACACACACACUGAACAGACACACUCUGACCACACACACACCUCUUCGUACGUAGUGAGAGGUCUGCAGCCUGGAGCAAACUACAGCAUCACAGCAGAGUUGACCACACCUCUCACACACCUCAACAUCAGCCUCACCCAAAGACUACACACCACCAUGGAGACAGCCCAGUGUCCUAUUGGUUGGCUGGCGAGUGGAAGGAGCUGCCACAGUGUGAGUAGGCGGAGCCUGUCGUGGGGCGAUGCCCAGCAAACCUGUAUAGGCAUGGCUUCAGGAGGACACCUGGUGGAUGUUAAAACAGAGAGAGAACUCCUCCUCCUCUCCUCUCACCUGACUACACACAACAACCUACUACUGCUCUGGACCGCUCUCAACGACAGACUGGAUGAGGGGCUGCCCCGCUGGUCUGAUGGCUCCUCCUACAACCUGACGAGUGCUAUGACAUCAUCAUCACUGCCAGCCAAUCAGACGGACUGUUUUGCUCUACAGAGGAACACUACUGGACGAGGCUACUUCCUGACUUCGUUCUUUUGCCACAUUCCUUUACCCUAUAUCUGUCACUGGGAAAUCCCUCUCCUCCCUCCUUUAUUCAACUUUCACCUGGUGGAGGUGACAGAGAGAGAUGCAGAGCUUCACUGGAGUGACCUCACAUUCGUAAACUCCUCUCACCCUGCCCCCCAGCUCUAUGUCCAAUACCAAGAAGAGGAGGAAAAGGAGGAAAAACAUGGGGAAGAGAAGGAGAGGAGGACUGCAGGUCGAGUCCCAGUGUCUCUAUUCUCCAGAGGGCUGAAAGUGCCAGGCCUGUACCCAGGCAAGGUCUACUCUCUGUCCCUCAGAGCCUCCCACCUUACUGGGGCCGCAUGGAGCCUGGGGAGCGCGCAGACUUGUCACACACGGCCCCUUCCCCCUCGAAACAUCACCAUUAGCAAUGUGACAGCCAGUCAGAUCACAGUAAGCUGGACAGCACCAGACUCCCAGCAUGCUGUGCGGUGGAACAUUCUGGUUCGCUGGGAGGGUGUAGCCUCAGGCCAGGAGACGAGAAUGAUUGUGGCUAGCAGCGCCAGGUCCGCUGUGAUUGCAGGACUGGAGGGGUUCAGGAAGUACAAGGUCAGAGUUGACUCCGUCACAGAACACGGUGUGGAGAGCUGUGGAGGGGAGGAACUGACCCUAUACACUGCGGUGAGCCCUCCAGGUGGUGUGGUUGUGUCUAGCAGAGGGGAGAAUCUGACAGCGUGCUGGUCCGCCCCGUCAGGUGAAAGCCCUGAUGGGUACUAUGUUAGGCUACGCCCCGUCAGCCAGGCCCGCCCCAUGGAACUGUGGGUAAAUGAGUCCAGGUGUGUGUUCCUGGCCAUAUUCAGUCCAGGGCAGAACUACGAGGUGGGUGUGGCUUCAGUGAGAGGAGAGAACAUGAGCGAAGAGAUCAACACCACAUACAGAACAGAGCCUGGGCCCUUGCAGGCAGCUGUCCCUCUCUCGGUAGGAAGCAGUUCUGUGGUUCUGUAUGUCCAGAGACCAGUACUGGGUGUGUGUGAUGGAGUGAGGGUGUGUGUGUGUAAGGGAGUGUGUGAGGGUGUGUGUGUGUGUAAGGGUGUGUGCGAUUGGUGGCCAUUCCCCCCAGGUAAGCACACAGUAACAGUUGGCAGCCUGACUCCAGGGGAGGAGUACCAUCUCAGUGUCUACAGCACCAGCCGACACAGGACCGGACCAGCAUACCAAACACACACACUCAGGACACGCCUGGCCUCUCCCAGUACUGUGAGAGAGGGCUCAGUAACAGAGUCGUCAGUAGAGAUGCUGUGGGAUCCAGCCUCUGGACACGGACACAACUAUGAAGUCAUCUGUCUCAACUGUCACCACAGACUCAUGGUCCAGAAGGUGUGUGUUCCGAGGGCAGUGUUCUCUGGGUUGCAACCAGGCAGGCUGUACCACUUCUCUCUGAGGACGGAGAAAGAGUCCUUCACAGACAGCCCCCCUGUCACACUCAGCAUCACUACAGCUCCCAGUCCAGUGAUGGUAUCAGUCCUCAGUAGGACCACAUCGUCUGUGACAGUUGGCUGGACCCAGGCCAGGGAUGUUGUCAAAGGCUUCAUCCUGUCAAUCAUAAACCAAACCUCCAAUCAGCAGCUGAAACUCUCAGCCCAGGAGCCAUGGUCUUACAGAUUUGAGGACCUUUCCCCAGGAAGCUAUUACACAGUAUGUGUUAUCAGCAGCAAUGGAGAGAGGAGGAGUACACCGGCUUCUGUAGACUUCAACACCAUCCCAGGAGCCCCACAGGAAGUGCUGCUGGUCGAAGAGGAUGUGACCUCAUCAGUGUUUGUGAGCUGGGGAGCCCCAGCAGGGGGCGUGGAGGGGUACAAGCUGCUGUUGUGUCUGUCUGGGGACAAGUCAUCAUGUCGUGAGAUGGGGGUUCAUAGCAACAGUCUCCAGGUAGGAGGUUUGACCCCUGGAUCAGAUUAUGACAUCACCGUCCUGAGCCUGCUGGUAUCAGACUUCAGCCAGCCUGUCACUACACAGUUCUCCGCACGUCCGGCCGGUGUGUGUUCCCUCUCUCUGCUCUAUGUUAACUCUUCCUGUGCCGUGGUGAGGUGGGACGCUGCCAUUGGCCAGUUUGACUUCCACAGGAUAACUGUUGGAAAUGGCUCGCAAGCACAUACGAUAGAGGUCUCCAAGGAGAGGCAGGUUGCUACAGUAACUGGGUUGAGGGAUGGCUGUAUGUACAACAUGAGCGUGGAGCGCAUUAGACGAGGAGAGGCAGGGACAGCUGCCUCCCUAACUGUUACCACAGUGCCGGGCCGUGUGCGUGGUGUAAAUGUGGUUAGUGUGUCUGCUCAGAACUUCUCUAUGCGUUGGGAGCAGUCAGAGGGGUGUGUGGACCAGUACCUCGUCAGCCUGCUGCCCAACCAAGGAACUGUCUCUGUCUACCGCACAGUCGACAGACUCGUACAGGCUGACGUAUCCAGUCUGAGUCCUCGAACAGUGUUUACGGUCAUGGUGACCGCCGCCUCCUCCUCCAACCUCAGCCCACCGGUCAGCCGUAUAAUCAACACCAACAAGACCGCCCCAACAUCCCCUCCCACCAAUCUAGAGGGGGAGAGGGUGGGCUCCAAUGGGAUCCUUCUGUCUUGGACCAUGCCCUCUGACUCCCGCGUUGAUGGUUAUGUCAUCAGGUACAAAGAGGUGUGUCCAUAUCCAGACCCCACCUUCAAAGAGGUGACCAAACACCUGGACAUCCCUGAGACCCUUCUCAACCUCUUCUUACCAGGGUCUACCUAUAACAUCAAGGUUGCAGCAGAAAACUCUGCUGGUAUUGGACCCUAUAGCAAGUCUCUGUACAUCAAAACUGCUGAGGCUCGUAGGUAUCCACAAAUAACAUACAAACACACACACACACACACUUACACAAACAGACGCUGUAACCCUUUGUCAGCCCCAGGCCUGGUGACUAACCUGACAGCGUUUGCUGAGAACCACACGUUUGUAGUGGUCACUUGGCUCCUGCCACUCCGCAUCAACGGUCUGAUCACCAAGUUUGCGGUCAAAGCCAAACACGCUCGUACUGGUCAGACCGUCCGCAUACUGGAGCUGGAUGCUGAGGACAUCAUGACUGGAGCGCUACCACACUGCAACGAUGCAGCAGACAUUCUGUCUCGUGGGACCCCCAGUCCGUCAGAGGUGACAGCUCUGACAGCGUCCUCUCCUCCCGUCACCCUGUCAGCCGUCCCGCCCGCCGCCACCUGGGCCGUACCAAUAUCCGUAGGGGUGGACCAGCUGCGACCUUACACGGCAUACGUCUUCGAAGUGUCCGCUUUCACCUCCGACGGAGAGGGACAGGUCGCCUCCACCAUGGUCCGCAUGCCUGAGUCAGCCCCAGAGGACCCCCCCCACAACCUGUUGGUAUGGAACGUGACGUCUAAGUCGUUCUCUGUCUCCUGGGAUCCCCCAACCAUCGUUACCGGACGUUUCAGCUACGUUAUCUAUCUCUAUGGCCCUACAGGGUUUAUCUAUGAGAACAGCACAUGGGACCUGAGGUUUGUGUACUCUGGUCUGACACCCUACACACGCUACAGAGUGGCGGUGCGGGCCAAGUCUGCUGGCCAGCUGGGGCCUGAGGCCUUUACUGCUGUACUGACACCUGCUGAGGCUCCCAGUGCAGUGCAGGCUCUGCAGGCAGUAGCAGUAGACUCUGUGUCGGUGCGUGUGAGUUGGAGAAGUCCUGCCCAGCCCAACGGUCUGAUCACACAGUACAGACUCCUGGUUCUUUCUGACAACACACUGCUGCAGGACAUCACCCUCACUGGAACACAGGAUCUAAAUUACACUGAUCUCCUUGGUGAUGGAACGUUUGCUGCUGUUAUCCCUGACCACUCUCUCCGGCGUAAGAGAUCAGCUGACAGCCUGACCACCUCCCCACCUGCGUUCACGGUCACCCUCCCCGACCACACGCUCAUCACCGGCAUGACCAGGACUGCAAUCAGCUUCACACACAGCGCUCCAACCAGCCCUAACACUAACUUUGAGCACAACAGCAACACUGACCCGACAGUCACUGAGGGCUCCAGUCUGGCCAGUAUGGCCCCUGGGGCUGGCCAGACCUCUGACUUUCCAGACUCCACCCCUCUGACCUCUGACCAUGUGACUUCAGAGACCUCUUCCCUCUCCCUAACCACCUCACCCCCGGCCACACCCCUCCCCUGGCUCACUGCCCACCCACAGCCCAGCCAGCUCACCUCUGGCAAGCCCCACCUCUCUACCCGCUCUGCACCUGCAGCCACUGGACACCUCCAGACACUCCUGACAUACCUCUUCACCAGGGCUGCUGCAUCCAGCACCCCAGGAAGAGUGUAUGUGAGGGACAAGGUCAUAGACAUACAGGCUAAGGAGCUGUCUUACCUAGUCUCUGGUCUCAGUCCCUUCACUGACUACACCUUCACUGUUACCUCGGCUACUACUAUUGGAGAGGGACCUGCAACACGCGUCACUGAGAAGACUGGCGAACAGGUUCCUAGCUCAGUGGUAGGAGUGUCCUAUCAGAAUGUUAGCUCCACCUCUAUCCUGGUCAGCUGGACUCUGCCCCUCAACCCCAAUGGACGAAUCACACACUACACUCUCUACGGACUCAACCUACACAGCAACCGGGCCCUGCAUAGAAUUACACACAACACCAGCAUACUGCUCACAGGGCUGGAGAAGUAUACAGGUUAUAAACUGCGAGUGGCUGCAUCUACUGCUGUAGGAGAGAGCUCUCUGUCUGACCUAGACGAUAUUUUCGCUGUCACACCCGAGGAUGAACCUGACACCCCGCCUGUAGGGUUAACAGUGGUAGACACCUCUCCCUCCACCACCACCCUCUCUUGGUCGCCCCCGGAGAGAGCCAAUGGGGUGAUCCAACAGUAUGAGGUUCUGUACGAGAACCAAUCGUAUGUGGCAGUGUUGAACAGCUCUAUCCCCAGAGUGACUCUGACAGGGCUAAGGCCGUUUUCAUACUAUAAUGUCUCUGUCAGAGCAUACACACGCAUCGGACACGGGAACCACACCUCAGACACACUCACUAUGCUGUCUGGGGAGGACGUUCCGGGUAGUCCUUCCUACGGCCUGUCCUACGUGUCUGUCAGUUCCAAUGAGGUGAACGUGACAUGGGAGCACCCCCUGGUGCCCAACGGAGUUAUCACACACUACAGCCUUGAGCUGCGAAACUCCUCCCACUUCCUCAACCUGACCACACCCAUCAACCACGCCCAGAUCACACACCUGAGGAAGUUUGCGCAAUACACUCUGGUGGUGAAGGCACACACACGUAUUGGCUCCGGAAACCACAGCAGUGACCCUCUCAACAUUACCACUCUGGAGGACGUGCCCAGUGAUCCGGUCCACAACCUCAGUGCUCAGAUCUUCAGUUCUACGGCCAUCAUUGUAAGCUGGGACCCGCCUAUGGAACCUAACGGACGCCCCUUCUACCUGCUCACCCUGCAGGAGGCUGGACUCCCCCUUACCACUGAACCCCUGAACCCCCCUAAACCUAACAGCAACCCCCCCGGACCCCCCGCUGUCAACAAUACCAUCACCAAGAUAACCAAUGACAACGUCUUCCUGUUUACCAAACUCAGGAAGUACUAUCCCUACGUCUUCACUGUUACCCCGGCAACCAGUGCCGGCCCCGCCCACAACCACACCAGCCUGCUGCACGUAAGGACCGAUGAUGAUAUCCCCAGUUCAGCUCCAGUGCUGGUGUCCAGUAGGAACCUGUCGUCCUCCUCAGUGUCUGUGGUGUGGCAGCGCCCCCUGGAGACCAACGGAGAGAUAACUGACUAUUCCCUCACCCUGUUCGGCCCUGGAGGCUCCAACACCACACACACCCCCAACACCACCCUCACACUCACACUGCUGCUGCCCUACACAGCCUACAACCUCUCUAUCACCGCAGCCACCCGCAAGGGCUCCGGACCCCCGCUACUACUGAUGCUGCACACAGACGAAGCAGGUCCGAUGUCUCCACCCCGGAACCUGUCUCUGUAUAACCACACAGCCUUCUCUGUGUGGCUGACCUGGGAACCCUCUCUGGAACCCAACGGUGUGGUCACACACUACGGCUUCAGGAUCCUGGAGAACAACACAAACACACUCACUUACCAAAACUCUACAGGUCCGUGGACAGAAGGACAGCUGAGUGGGAUCCGGCCUCACAGCUCCUAUGAGAUCAGUGUGUUUAGCUACACCAGAGUGGGUCAUGGAGACCAGUACAGCACUCCUGUGUCCUUCACAACCAAUGAAUCAGUGUCAGAGGUGGUGGGUAACCUGUCCUGCUCUGGUCUGGGCUGGGACUCUGUGUUUCUACACUGGGAGCCUCCAGUCAACCCCAAUGGACUCAUCCUGUACUACCAGGUGGACACACGCUCACAGGCAUACAUACACCAGGCUUACACAAACCAGUAUACGGUCAGCGGGCUGGCGCCGGACGCAGAAUUCACACUCACCGUGACGGCUGUCAACUCUGCCGGCCCAGGUGACCAGAUCAACUGUACUGCCUACACACACCCCGAGUCAGUUCCUGGUGUCCCUCGCUUCCUGAGUGUGUCAGAGGCCACAGCCACCAGUGUAACGCUCCAAUGGGCUCCUCCCCUCUCUGCUCUGGGCAUGCUCACUGAGUACCGCAUCACCGUGCAGCUGCUGUCACCCGACUGCCAGUCUGACACACCCCUAGCUGAGGCCACACCCCUUCCAGAGCCGACCGCUACCCUGGCUCCAGGCUGCGUCCAUCAGGAUGUGUUGGUGUCAGUGAAUGGUUCUGAUGGUGGUGAGGGCAACAGGAGCAUCACUCUACAGUCUCUGGCCAAGUACCGCCUCUACCGCUUCAGAAUCACAGCCCUUACGAAUGCUGGGCCAGGAGAACACACACCCUGGAAAUACACACACACACUGGCUGGGAACCCUGAUGCCCCUCCCAGUGACCUGUCAGUGACCAUGUCCUCCAACAGCCUCCGUAUCCAAUGGCAACUCCCAGAUGUGAUCACCGGCCCCACCUCCUACCUCAUAGACGUCCUCUCUCUGGAUAGCGAGGGGUUAAACCAGUCUGUGGUACGCAGUCCAGAGGAGCUGAGGAUUGUAGUUGUGUCAAACCUGACUGCGUUCACUCGCUACUCUGUGACCGUGACCGCCUUCACUGGAUCACUGGAGAACGCACGGCGGGACGGACAGGCCACUGAGCCCACUGUCAUCAGAACAAUGGAGGAAGAGCCCAGGGAUCCUCCUAAGAACGUGACCCUGCAGGUGAUUCCGGAGGAAGUGACCCGUGUGUUUGUGACCUUUGCCCCCCCUGAGGAACCCAAUGGGAACAUAAGUUCCUACACAGUGCUUGUCUACCGCCAGGGCCAGCUAGAGAUGACCAUUAACCACCUCAAUGUGGUCAAAUAUAAGAACCGCACUCUGACCGCAGUCAUCGACGGGCUGAAGGGAGGCUACAACUAUAGUAUACGGAUAGCAGCAGUAAACGGAGCAGGUUUAAGCCCCCCCAGCUCAGAGGUUCGGAUCACUACUGGAAUCAUAGCUCCUGCCAAGCCCACCCAGAGACCCCAGGCUGUGCUGGACCGAGGAGGAGUUGCCAUGGUAACCUCCAGGAGCAUCAUUGUUCGCAUGCCAGCCUGUUUCUACAGUGAUGACAACGGACCAAUCAGUAGCAUCCAGAUCAUCGUGGCAGAAUCUGGGGUGAUGGACAGCAGGAACCUAACCAACUGGAAGAUGGCAUUCCUCUCUCGUCCCGCCCCCUACCUGACUGACAAUGGCUUCCCCAACCCACUCUGUGUGAGGGACGGCGAAAGCAGGGACUCACACACACAAACCAGCAGACACAACAACUCACAGAUUAGACACAGAAUUGUGAGGGACAGGGUGCUGGACCGUAGAGACCACCAGGAAGACCACUAUGUUAUCGGAGAGGAGGGCAACUGUCUGACGGAGGAGUACAGUAACACACUCUGUAACGGACCCCUCAAACCAAACACUGUCUACGUGUUUAAAUUCCGAGCCACCAACAUCCGAGGCCAGUACACAGACUCUGACUACUCUGAGCAUAUCAGAACCACAGUGGAUGGGUUGUUGACCAGAGAUGAACAGAUCAUUCUGGGAGUUCUCCUCUCCUUCUUCCUGGCCGUGCUACUCAUCAUCAUCAUCUAUGCCUCUGUCAGGAUCCGUCAGCGUCAGAAGGAGGGAGGGACCUAUUCUCCCCGGGAGGCGGAGAUUAUAGAGACCAAGUUUAAACUGGAUCAGAUGAUCGCUGUGGCCGACCUGGAGUUGAAGGAAGAGAAGCUACACCGGUAUUCCUCCUUCUUCUUUAGACGGAAGGAGAUAUUUGUCAUCCAACUUCUCAGCUACAGAAAGUCUCUCAAGCCCGUCAAUAAGAAGUCUUUUCUGCAGCAUGUAGAGGAUCUGUGUGCCAACGAGAACGCCAAGUUCCAGGAAGAGUUCGCAGAGCUACCCAAACUGCUGCACGACCUGGCUACAUCAGAUGCUGACCUUCCCUGGAACAGAUCCACGAACCGCUUCACUAACAUCAAACCCUACAACAACAACCGUGUUAAGCUGCUGUCUGAACCUGGCCUGCCUGGAUCUGACUACAUCAACGCUAGCUUCAUCUCAGGCUAUCUGUGUCCCAGUGAGUUCAUAGCGACCCAGGGUCCUCUCCCCGGUACUGUGGCUGACUUCUGGAGGAUGAUCUGGGAGACUCGCACACAAACCAUUGCUAUGCUCACACAGUGCUAUGAGAAAGGAAGGAUCCGGUGUCACCAGUACUGGCCAGAAGAUAAUAAGCCGGUGACAGUAUUUGGGGACAUCAUCAUCACCAAGUUGACAGAAGACGUCUAUCCUGACUGGACCGUCCGAGCUCUCAAAGUGGAGAGGCAUGGGGACUACAUGGUGGUUCACCACUUCAACUACACCUCCUGGCCAGAGCAUGGUGUACCCGAGUCUAGCACCACACUCAUACAGUUUGUUCGAGCCAUCAGAGCCAACAGGCAUGAGAACACCACUAUAGUGGUGCACUGCAGUGCUGGCGUGGGCAGGACAGGAGUGUUUAUAGCGCUGGAUCACCUGAUCCAACACGUUAGUGAUCACGACUUUGUGGACAUCUACGGUCUGGUGGCUGAACUCCGCAGUGAGAGGAUGUGUAUGGUGCAGAACCUAGCCCAGUAUAUGUUCCUACACCAGAGUACUCUGGACCUGCUGAACAGUAAAGGAAACAGCCAGUCCAUCUGGUUUGUUAACUACUCUGCUCUGGAGAAGAUGGACUCACUGGAUGCUAUGGAGGGUGAUGUUGAACUGGAAUGGGAGGAGACUACGAUGUAAAGGCUGAGAACUUCUCAGUCAACUUCACACCUGAUAAACACACCUAUUCCUGAGUCAUGGGGCCAAAUCCUGGACAUACUGACUGUUUGUCAGAUGGAUUGGUCAACCAGAGAUAGAGGGAGAGAAAGAGGGAGGGAGGGAGGGAGAGAGGAAGGAGAGAAGUUGCCCUUUUCUGGCAGGAGAGUCAAAACCACCCAACAGAACCUGGUGGUUCCCUGGCCUGAAUCAACACAGCAUUGCAACCCUCUUGGAGCCCUCCAUCUUUUCUAUGUCGUCAGGCAGAACAGACGGAGUGGGAGAUACAUGUGUAUAUAUAUAGUAGGGCUGUCAGAGUUAACCAGUUAACUCAAGUUCACUUUUUGUCAUUUUAGUGCACACAUUUUUUUUGUUAUCGCGUUUAAUCACGUCUGAAAGUGUUGAAAAUAGAAUGAAAACAUCCAAAAUACAUCAUGCAUACAGCUAAAAACCACAAUGUGAUGUCCAAACAAGUUGACAUUGAGGUUAAAGAACAUGUGUUUUAUCAAUUUACCUGAUUUGAAUUAUUGUUACUUUGGACAAAAUCAAGACGUCAAUAUUUUUGUAAUGCUUUUUGUAUGAAUAAUCUUAAAUUACAGCCCAAUUUUAACAAUGCCGAUUAAUCACAGCAAAUCCUGCGAUUAACACGAUUACAUUUUUUUUCUUAAUUUGACAGCCCUAAUAUAUAGGCUAUAUAUAUCACACAUGUAAGUAUACAGGUAUCUUGCACUAGUCAUACCACUGUGUAUUUUAUUAUAUUCUUGUAUCAUGUUUUUGUACAUUUAAGUUGUUCAGCCAAAUAAGUGUUGUCACUGUGUUCAUCUGUUUGUGUCACUGUGUUACUAUGUUACUAUCAUCGUGUUACUAUGUUACUAUCAUCGUGUUACUAUGUUACUAUCAUCGUGUUACUAUGUUACUAUCAUCGUGUUACUAUGUUACUAUCAUCGUGUUACUAUGUUACUAUCAUCGUGUUACUAUGUUACUAUCAUCGUGUUACUAUGUUACUAUCAUCGUGUUACUAUGUUACUAUCAUCGUGUUACUAUGUUACUAUCAUCGUGUUACUAUGUUACUAUCAUCGUGUUACUAUGUUACUAUCAUCGUGUUUGGGGGAUAAUUUAUUUGUGGGGUGUUAUGGUUUAUUUCAUGUAUUUUCUCUGAGUGUUCUACAUCUGUGUUUUGGACAAGUAAAAUCAACUCCCCUA